AAUCGACCCCGACCCCAACCUCAACAUGACUCACGGGUAUGUAAUUCGUGUUGAAUCAUUCUUCUCUUUCCACCCCAAACCGCAAGAAAACCCAAGCACCAAGAACCAAGAACCAAGAACCGAAGCCACCACGGCUGCACCAGUGACUGCCUCAAAAACAUGGGUGCCUUCUACGAGACCAUCCCCGAGUCCCAGAUCGCAUGGAUCAUGAAGCAGAAGAUGUUCUGCGUGGCCACGGCCCCGCUCUCGGGCUCCGGCCACGUCAACGUCUCGCCCAAGGGCGGCGAGUACUUUGGCGUUCUUGACCCAAAGACGUUCUGGUACAUGGAGCUGACCGGCAGCGGCUCCGAGACCAUUGCCCACCUGCAUGAGCCCGGGAACGGGAGGAUCACCGUCAUGUUCAACGCCUUUGACGGCCCGCCCAGGAUCAUCCGCCUGUGGGGGAAAGGACGAGUGCUCGAGAACGGGUCCAGCGAGUUCCGUUCCUUCGUGUCAGAUCAUAACGUGGAGACACUUCCCGGCACGCGAUCGAUCAUCAUAGUCGAUAUCCACCAGGUUGGGUCCUCGUGCGGAUUCUCCGUCCCGUACUACGAUUUCAAGGCGCAUCGCCAAAUCCUUAACGACCAUUUCCGGAAAAAGGAAGAGAAGUUCAAGGCGGGCAAUGUGAAUGAGAGUGUAGAGAGAUACUGGGCCUUCAAGAACUCUUGGAGCAUGGACGGACUGCCUGCCAUGAAGAAGGGCCUCGAGGUCGGCAAGCGAGAAAAGGUAGAGCCGAUCAAGAAGAUGGUCGGGCCAUUGGCACCGAAGAACAAUCAGAAGGGCGGCGGUGCUGCUGGCCUCACACUCGAAAUCGUUGUGGCCAUUGCCCUCGUGAGCUUCAUCCUCGGCGCUCUGCUGGCCCUAUACGGUCGGGACAUCCUGGCCCUUGGUCCUCCGAGGACAUUUACGCUGCCAUUUACCGACAGAGGCUCCUUACCAGUGCCAGCCAUCUUCAAAUCGCUAUACUCGUACACAUGAGCGAGCGACCAGCGAACGAUCGAUCGGGCGAGCUGGUUAUCCUCCUGGUCUCAAAAAGUUUAUCAUAAUAUAUAUUAUACGGCCUUGGCUACGGGUCGGGUCCGUCAAAAUAUCGGGAACGACUCUGUCAGUUG
Molecule: messenger RNA, 1151 nt
Organism: Phialemonium atrogriseum
Lineage: Eukaryota; Fungi; Ascomycota; Sordariomycetes; Cephalothecales; Cephalothecaceae
Exons: 3
Coding region: 160-1017 (285 amino acids)
Source: RefSeq, a predicted model, not a curated record